Messenger RNA from Drosophila hydei, 2800 nucleotides. RefSeq names its product protein phosphatase 1 regulatory subunit 16A (gene MYPT-75D). Gene Ontology annotation, cellular component: cytoplasm. Bases 334 to 2604 code for a protein of 756 amino acids. The transcript is spliced from 7 exons. NCBI's taxonomy places the organism in Eukaryota, Metazoa, Arthropoda, Insecta, Diptera, Drosophilidae. Gene Ontology annotation, molecular function: phosphatase regulator activity; protein binding; enzyme inhibitor activity. The record is from RefSeq and is a predicted model, not a curated record.
CAUCCUAAUAAUAACAAUAAUAUUGUUAUUAAUAAUAAUAGUUGCAGCAGUGGCAGUGGCAGCAGCAACAGCAACAGCAACAGCAACAGCAACAGCUGCUCCAAUGAUAACACAAAAACUAACCACAUGAGACACUCCACAAACGAGAUUUAAACUCAAAAAUGCAAAUUACAAUUUACAUGCAAACGACGCAGAAGACGAACAACAACAACAACAACAACAAGCAGCCUUGGUCUAAGUUGCCAACUGUGUGAAUAACUAACUAAUACUAUAUUCUACAACAUAUCAACAUCAACAUCAACAGCAGCAUCAGCAUCAGCAAGCGACGUCAAGAUGAUCAAAGGCAUUUUGAUACAGCGCAAAAGUCAGGACGAUGCCAGCUACACGAAGCAGCUCAAAAUGGAGCACGCCGACCUGGUCGCCGAGAUGCAGACCGUGGAGAGUCUGCCCACCCACGAGAGACUCCAACUGGCCAGACUGAGACGCGCUCAGCAGUUGAAGUUGGCCAGGCAGAAGGAGAAGGAAUGGCUCAAGCUGCAGCGAGCCAAGGGCCAGACGGGCAGUGGAGGUGGCGGUGGCAGUGGCAGCAACGGUAGUGGCACCGUGGCCAGCAUAUUGAACGGCGGCACCGGCGACACAACACAUCAUUUUCGGCAUGCCAAUGGCUCCGGCACGCUGAGCGGCAGGCGGCACAUAUCGUUCGAGAAUAGCGUGGUGCUAUUGGAGGCGGCGUCGCGGAACGAUAUGCCCGAGGUGGCGGCACUGCUGCAACACGGCAUCACACCAGAUGCGGCCAACGAGGAUGGCUUGACGGCGCUGCAUCAGUGCUGCAUUGACAACAAUGUGGACAUGCUGCGGCUGCUGCUCGACUAUGGCGCCAACGUGGAUGCCCAGGACAGUGAUAAAUGGACGCCGCUGCAUGCGGCGGCCACCUGCGGCCAUUUGGAGCUGGUGCGCAUACUCAUACGGCACAAUGCCAAUCUGUUGGCCGUCAAUACGGAUGGCAAUAUGCCGUAUGAUCUGUGCGACGACGAGAAUACCCUGGACUUUAUUGAGGGCGAAAUGGCGCAGCGCGGCGUCACCCAGGAGCUCAUUGAUGAGACGCGCUCCUCCACGGAGCGUGUCAUGCUCAAGGAUCUAAUGGAGCUGGCGCGCACCGGUGCUGAUCUCGAGGAGCCAGACUCUCAAGGCGCCACGCCGCUGCACAUAGCUUCUGCCAAUGGCUACGUGCGCGUCGUGGAGUUUUUGCUGGAGCAGCACGUCAAUGUGGAUGCCAUGGACAAGGAUCUGUGGACGCCUGUGCAUGCGGCAGCAUGUUGGGGACAUCUCGAAGUUCUGGAGAUGCUGGCGCAAUGCGGUGCUGAUUUGAAUGUGCGCAACAAAGAUGAUGAAACGCCUUCAGAUAUCUGCGAGGAUCCAGAGAUACGUGAGCGCAUCGAGCAGCUGAAAACGGAACAGGAGAGCAAACGACUGGCGGAGGCGCAACGAAGGCGCGUUCGGCGCUCGCAGAGCAAUAAUACCAGAGCCCAAUCGGUGCGUCGCACCAGCCUGCGCGACAAAACGCUUACAACCAAAAAGGAUGCUGUGGAGGAGGCUCGACUGCGUCUGCAGGCGCAGGAGGCCACUGAUCCAGGCUCCACAACGACCACGGCUCCCGCUGAUCUGCCCAAUGGCUAUGGCUAUCACACGACCAACAACAACAACAACAAUAACGUUAACAAUGCCGAGAAACGCCCCUCAACGGCCAGCCUGUCGCACUCCAAGUCCGCGGAUGCCGUGGACAACAUAACGCUCACAACGACACAUUCCUACCUGCCGCGUCGUCCGCCCGACGGACGCGAGAACGACGAGCAGCUGCUGCUCAAGGCGGGUGAUCCGGGCGCCAGUGGCGGCGGCGAGCUGCAGCGUGCCACCUCGGCCGCCGCGGUCAUACUGACUGAGAAGGGCACCGCUGCCAGCGCUGAGGCGGUGCAGAUUCAGUCGUCCAAGGCGGCGGGCAAUGGCAAGAUCAACGUGCAGGUCACUGUGCUAGUGGACACAAACAGCACCCAUCAUCAGCAACAUAGCCAGCAACAUCAGCAGCAGUUGCAGCAACAUGCUUUGCUGCUGCAGCAACAUAAUCACCAGCAACAGCAGCAUGGCCAGCAACAUGUUCCUCAGCAAUAUGUUGCUAUGGAUGCGGGUGCCGUUACUUUGUCAAAUUUGAAAAAGCAACGUUCACUCUCGCGCACCGCCAAUGUGCUUAAUAAUUUCGAGCUUUCAUCCACUACGAGCGCUGCAAGUGCUACAACUGCAACGACAGCAACAAGUGCAACAACAACUAAUGGUUCUGUUUUAGGAGCCGCCACUACGGUUAAUCACAACAACAACAAUAACAAUAACACUAGCAGCGCUAACAACAACAAUAACAACAUGGCCGCCGGUCCGAUCGCUGCGCAGCCAUUGGGACUGGGCGCAAUGAGUCCCAGCUUACUGGACUUUGAGACAGCUGCGCCAAUGGCAACAUCUGGCAACGCCAAUUCGGUCAACAAGUUCUGUGGCAACACUGGCGACGUGGUCAGCGACAGCACGAGCACCAGUCGCAAAUGCUGUGUGCUAAUGUAAGCAGCCGACGUCACAGCGGAUAACAGGGUAUUAUUACAAUGAAUUGCCAGCCGGUUAAGCUUACCAACAAACUAUAAAAGUAGAGAAAAAGAUUGUGUGUUUCUUUGUAUGUAUGUACGUAUGUGUGUAAAUGGGGGGCGGGGAAGAGAGAAAAAUCAAACAAACAAAUUAGCAAUUUUGAAAUGCCUGGCAAAAA